ACGAUAUUGGAUAUUGGAUUCAAAUUGGUUUGCCUUGAGCUACACGACCUUGUCGUACAGGUGCAUCGUUCCUUUUGGAUGGCAAAUAGCAAUCACAGUGGUGUCGGUGAUGGUAUCGUUGAUUGUGUCGUUAUAAAUAAAACUGUACAACACAUACUGCCGGAAAUUAUAUCAUCAAUUACAAAUGAGAUCAAAGUAUUUAGUCAUUAUCUGAAAGACUUAUCUGGUGACCGUGUGGUUUCUACUUGCCUGGAUCGGCUGAUACGCAAACCUUUCUUGAAGCUUUCUGAUGGAGAGUCACCUCCCUGUAACGCAGAUACAGUUAUCAGAACUCAAAGAAAAGAAUGGAACUUAAGUGAUAUACGGGCUACAUGCGGAAAAAAGUGGUUGAAAAAGGAGCUAGAAUGUUUGAUCAAAGCAGUUGCUACUUGUGCUCGAAAUCGUCAAAUCCAAGCUUUAGAAGAAAAAGAACGCACUUUACUAAGCAAGAUUGCGAAGUCCAGAAGUCGAUCACGAUCAGAAGAAACUUGUACUGAAGAUUCAUCUUCAUCUGCAGAAUCACAUAACUGUCUUCUUUCAGAGUUAAAGGCUUGUAAAUCAAAACUCUAUCAAAUACACCGUAUAUCUGCAACACCUCCAAAAAGCUUAGUUUUACGUAUAGCCAACAAGGCAUUAACUGAUUCUGAUGAAGAUAUUUUACAAAGCAAAAGAGUGUAUAAUUUUCAUACAGAUAGUUUCCAAGGACAGUCUUCUAAAAAUUGGUAUGAUUUGCUUUCAUCAGCUGAUAGUAUUAUUCGACCAUCUGACUGGAGUGAGAUAUCAAAUAUGGAGGGUAAAACUUCUGUAAGUGAUGUGAAUGCUCGACUACUUUGGAUUCACCGUUUACAACCUAAUAUCAAUCGUUCGAAAUGGCCAGAUGAAGAAGAUAAAAGAUUGACUGAGCUUGUAAAAGAGUAUGGUGAAUAUGGUCGUUGGGAUGAGAUAUGCAAAGCUUUAAAUACCAACCGUACACCAUUUGCAUGCAUUCAACGUUGGCAAACUGUGCUAAAUCCUAAUUUUACUCUGUACCGCUCAUGGUCCACUUCAGAAGAUACUGCACUAAUGGAUAUCUUGAAAAAUCUGCUUAAUUCUUAUCCCCCUGGUAUAAUGGAUUGGGAUAUUGUUUCUGCUUAUCAUCCAACUCGAUCAACUAACGAAUGUCGUUCAAGAGCGCCUGCGAUUUGUGCAGCGUUUCAGAAUAUUGUUCCUAAGCUACUAGAUGUUGUGGAUAGAGAUAUCUCGGAUAACUCACAAAUCAAAAAUCAAGUUUACAUUUCAUCUGGUCCAUUUUCCCUUCAAGAAGAUUUACAACUUUUGAUGGCUGUUCAACGGUAUGGAACUGCUGGUGGGCGUAUUGGGCAUGGUGGAGGUACUGGAGUCGGCUCUUGGGCUUUGGUUACUACUGCUGUACCAGGUCGAAGUGCAUCAUCUUGCAGAAAAAGAUACCUAGAACUGUGUGAACAAUUCCAGCCCUGGACAUGUUAUGAAGACCAUAAAUUAUAUAAUCUUGUUCUUAAUUACGGACCAUAUAUCCCUAUAGGAUCUUGGAACACAUGUCCAACCCUGCAAAUUUUCAACAGUAUCCUGCCGUAUUUUCCUGGUCGUUCUGCCUGUUCACUUCAAUCACGGUUUAAAACGUUAAGAAAAUGGGCUAAAUUAUGGAGUGAUCUACGCAACCGCAUUCCCGUAGUGCCACAGGAUUCAACUGGUGGUUGUAAUUCAUUAUCACCAUCACAAGAAAGUAUUCUAAUAUAUUCACCGUUGGCUAAACAUUUUGUUAAUCAGUUAAGAAAUGCUGGUGUAGCAGAUCCAGAAACUGAAGCGUAUAGAACGUUAACUUCUUGGAAGACAGCGAAAUUACCUGUCAAAUCUAAUUACACAUGGUUAAAAAGUGAUUGGAAACCGAGUCAAAUAGAUCAAGAUUUUAUGCAACUAUUAAGUGAAUUAGCCUCUUGUGUUUUAAUGCAACAACAUUUACACCCUAAUAAUAUCUUUAAUACUACAGAUAUUAUUUCUUCAAGUCAAUUGAAUGACUUGUCUGGAUUAGAAGAGGACACUGCUUCUACUACUACUACUACGACGACGACGACGAAUACUUCUGUUACCAGUACUGUUAUUACCAUUGCUCCCAGUACUAGUGGUAAUAACAACAAUAAUUAUGAUAAUAGUGAAUUAACAGAUUUAGAAAGAAUCUCUGAGAUUUCAAAUCAAGACUUAUUUGGACGUCUUCCAGGCCCAGAAUCUAAAUGGAUGAUAUAUCAAACUCAGGUGAAACAUGUUUUAGUUGGUCCAAUACGUAGGCAACUUUAUAUAUUAGCUGGAGUUCCAAUCCCCUCCUCAUUAACACUUCCUACAUCAUUAUCUGUGUCUCUUCGUCCUUCCUCAGUUUAUUCUCUACCAAGAACAAUUCGCAGACGGAAAGAUAAUCGAGCAUUGUUAUUAUUACGUAAAGAACACUUAUUUUGGAUGACGUUCGAUCGGGCAAUGCGUGAUCCAAAGAUUAAAGCGUUCUUAAAACGAAUCACGAAAAUAUCAAUGUUACGAAAUGUAGGCCCUAUUAUUGCACGUACAAUGGUGUCGCAUCUUCGUCAAAAAUCUAUUGCUUACAGGACUUUUGGACGUCGAAAACAGUUCAAAUUUGGCUCUCAAACUUUACCAGUGCGAAAAAGUACACGAUGUAAAAGAGCAUUAAGAAACGCUAUACUAGAGAAACAUGGUAUUUCACCAUCGAAAAUUGUAGACCGCUCAAAUACUUCUUAUGCUUCUCCUUCUUCUACUGAGUUAUCAGUUGAGAAAGAGAAUUUAUCACCUGUAAACAGUAGAAAUAACUCCCGAGAUAAGUCUACACGUAAUACUACCACCACUACUACAGCUUGCAAUAGUAAGAGUACUACGACAACAACAACUACUACUGCUAGUGUAACUGCCUCUAGUUCAACUGCGAAUAGUGAUUCCUUAGAAAUAUCCGCAGACAGAUGUCAAUCGUUACUGCGAAUUCGAAAUCUGCUUAAGUUAUACGGAAAAAGAAAAAGACGGGAUCCUGGAAAUUACUAUUCUUUAAAUACAGCUGCUUGGUAUCGAAGACAACAAUCCAGGACUGGGCGCGUUUGUACACAACGGAAAUAUAUGCCACCUGUUUUACGUGAUUUGCCGCAAAGUGUAUGUACUCAUCUGUACAGUCAAUCUGAGGAGGAAAAAAAACGUUCCCUGGAAAUGGCAGAGGCAUUGUGUUUGAAAUUAUUAGAUAUAGAUAAAAGUGAAAUAGAAUUAUUUGAAGUGUCUUCAAGUCGUACCCGUAGAACUACCGAUGAUUCCUCAGUCUUGCCUAUAUUAUCAGGUAUAACUGAAGACCAAUUUCCACGGUUGUGUAAACCAGACGUUAUCCCACCAAAUUAUGCUACUUUCUUAGGUUUCAAAACUGUUUUAAUGCAUUUACCUACUUUAUUAAAAAAGGAGAAUGGUCGAUUUUCACAAUUGGUUGAAUUCAGAAAUCUGCUCAACAUGAAUCCUGGUAACACUGCCACGAAUGAAGAAACUAAAGAAAAAAUUAGAAGUAGUGAAUCAUUGUACAAUCGUGGUCCUCCCUUAUUAGCUAUGGCAGAUUAUUUUUUCUCAGAAGCCUAUACAAAUUUUAUUAACAGGUCAUUAUGUUUGUUUAUGGUGCCUGCAAUAUUAUCGAAAAUUCCAAUUGAUGAAAUAAUGGAAAGUGCUAAACGUUAUUGGCAAGAAGCUUAUGAACAUUCAAUAACUCAUUGUUCUGAAUCCAAAACGAAGGUUACAAAAAAGAAAGUGAAGUCAAAUGAUGCUGGCGGUAAUGAUGUCGACGUGGAUAAUAAUAAUGAUAAUGAUUAUGUUCCCGUAACUAGACAUAAACGAAAAGCCAAGGAAAGGAUUUAUCCAGUUACAAUACCGCAUAAAAGAUUAAAAGGAGAUUACAGUUACUCAGCAUUACGUCAUGUCGUUGCAUCUAAAGUGAACUGGGCUAAACGGACCAAUUCGACAACAACAUUUACAAUUGUUAAUCCAGAUGGUGUAUCUAUACCGUUAACAUUAUCUGAUAAAAUCAGAAUUUUACAUGCUUGUGGUUUUCAAGCUGAUUCAUUUUUAAAUCUCAAGAAAUAGAAUAAUUAUGAAGUUUUUUUCGUGCAUAUUAUGUAUUAUGUUACUUUAUUUUUUGAAAUAUAAAAGAUUGUGAAUUUCAAUUUGUUUCUUCUUUUCUCAUAAUGUGUAGGAUAAAAGGUUUCGCUUGAAAUGAUGUCGACAAAAAUGUAUUAGUCUCACAGCCAAAGAAGAAAUUGCAGUAUCACUGUAAAAUAUAAUUAUGUGAUAAAGGGGGUGUCUAUGUUUCUUAUGGAGGUGUAUUAGUUUGAUCUUAGGAUAUAAGAUGCCUAUCAAGGUAACCUUCAGUAAGGGAAGACCAGUCAGUCCAUUCAUAAAGUUGUCAGUCACAUUUAGUGACUGAUAGCUAGGAUAUUUGCUAUGGAUGAACACUGUCAACAUAAGCAGGACUAAAUAAGUCAGACGUAUGUGAUCAAGCUGACAAAUGACUACCAGCCAGUCACGAAUUAGAAUUCAUGGGUCAUUGAGGCAGGUGCCAGUAGCUUGCCUUGUAACUAGAAGGUCCUGGGUUCGAAACCCGAUCAGUGAAUGCGUACUGCCGAUGAGACCCGGGAAACUGGGACGAAACAGCUCUCCAGUGCUCCCUGGUUAGGUUCUCAGUGGUUCUCCAGUUGAUAUCAAUCCGUGGGCAAACUUGAAACAAAUCGAUUCCGCACAAAAUUACUCUUGAAAAUCAAUCUCUAUGUUAAUUCCUUUCCUACCUGUUCAUUCUCAAUCUUUCCUUUGUUAAACAUUAUACUACUUGCCAUUAGUAAGUAGUAUGAUUUGUAUAUGUUAAUUUAUAACAAUGACAUUUGCUUACGACUGCAGUUAAAUUACUUGUUCUAUUAUCAUUCUAUUAAUGUAUACUUCUUAUUUUUCUUCUCCUUAAACAUUAUUUGCUGCAUUUACCCUAUAGUGUAUGAUUUACUAUUGAAAGUUGUUUGUUCAUAUUUGUUUAUUCUUUGCUUGGCAUUCGCGGGCCGUUUGAACCGACGCGUGGAUCGACCUUGACACAGCAUUGCUGUUUUUACUUAUUGACUGCACAGUGGUUGUGCAUUUGACGGCAUUUAGCCACAGACACCUCACAUUUGAGGUUUGUAUAUUAUAUAUCUAUUUUUAUGUAAUAAAGUACCGUAUUGCAGG
Molecule: messenger RNA, 5283 nt
Organism: Trichobilharzia regenti
Lineage: Eukaryota; Metazoa; Platyhelminthes; Trematoda; Strigeidida; Schistosomatidae
Source: the annotation of a GenBank genome assembly